Cotesia glomerata is the source of this 2039-nucleotide messenger RNA. RefSeq names its product helicase swr-1-like. NCBI's taxonomy places the organism in Eukaryota, Metazoa, Arthropoda, Insecta, Hymenoptera, Braconidae. The record is from RefSeq and is a predicted model, not a curated record. Bases 407 to 1786 code for a protein of 459 amino acids. The transcript has 5 exons.
CGAAAAAGCGCAGGCUCAAUAGAAUGGAUAAAAGCACAUUUAUUCCACCGGGUGUUCAUGUCAGUUCAGAUUUCAGUCGGCUCGAAACAAUCGGAACAAAAGCAUCAGCUUCAAUCUCUAACAAUUUUUUUUUAUUCAUUUUUUUUCCCUCAAUUAUUUUCAUUGUUUAUUUACUUACUUACAUACUGACUGACUUACGUACUUAUUAAAUUAACGGUGUUUUUAUGUUAAAAAAUUUCAGGUAAAUAGUUUUUGAGAGCAUGGACAUAAACAAGUUGAGUUAAUCAAUAAAACAGUCUCUAGACUCUAAACAAACGUCAAUAUAAACGUAAAUAGUUUAACCUCAAUAAAUUAAUGAAUUUAUUUAUGCAUUUAUUGUUGAAACUCAUGGGAACUGCAGAAUGAAAUGUCAAGGAAAAAAUCAAUAUUGAAGGAGAAACCUUCGAAGAUGACAGUGAGUUGCAGAAACGAAGUUAUAAGCUACCUGGAGAGCGCCAAAAGCAAAAAAUGGCCAGAAUCAGGGUCCCCUUGGGACGUAAACAGCAGAGCGACUUCGUCUUCUUGGCCGGAAGAUAUUGAAGAAGCUGCUACGAAGAAAGUUUUGAAGCUUUGGGCUGCUGUAGAGAGGACUCUGUACAAAGAAGACGAUGAGGUGAAGCUGGGAGCUGUUAUGGACGAGUGUGUGCAGUGGCGGUCGCAGAUUCCGCAUUACAGGGUCGUGGGGAAGAAUAUUGAGCCUAAGGAUGAAGAUGAGGAGGAAGAAGAAGUUGAGAGUUCGGAGGUUACUGAAAAAGUCGAGGUAGAAUUGAGUCCAGAGGAAGAACAUUUGAUCCAAAUAAAAAGCGAACAAGUAUUAGAUAGACUACUAGAGUAUAUUAUGAUAGAACUAGAAAAAGAGAUGGAUGAGGAUAAUAUCGCCAACGAAAAUAAUAACGACGACAGUAAAUCGGUUGACAAAAAGCCACUGGAGAAUUUAGACCAAGUAUUGAGAAUAACACCAGCGCCAACGUAUAGUGGUAGACGGUUAAAUGUAUCUAAAAGUAGUAAAAGUAAUAGUAGAAAAAGUAGUGCCAAUUUAUUUGAGUCGUUCGAAUUGACUGAACGUACUGACACGGCUUUAAGAGCACUUAGAAAUGCCAAAGACGUUGAUUACGGUAUUGUUGAUUAUGAUUAUGAUGUCGACGAUGAGGAUGAGGAAGAGGAUGAUGACGAUGAGGAUCCCAACAGAACGGAUGCCAAGCAUGGUAGAAAUAAACUUGGUACGGUUUUUAACAACAAAAUAGUCGUUAGUCCAGUGCCUUUCGCUGUUACUACGCGCGAAAGUUUUUGCACGUUAAAAACUACUCCUAUUAAGUAUGCUGGACAUCUUUUACAGCUUUCGACACCACAAGGUUUUAAUAGAAACAUGAACUCAGCGUCAAAAUUAAAUCAUUCGUAUCGUAAAUCAUCGAAUAGAUUGCCUCAAAGACAUUCGGCUUGGCAGUCGUCAGUAAGUCCGGCGUGGCCCAAAAAUUUACGACUUGCUCCUAUUGAUCCCUCACGUUUACCUAGUAGUAAAAAUAGAUCGAUUGAGUCACCAACAAUAAAACAGCGAGGCCGUCGCUCUUUGAGUCCCAUUCUACGUCCAGUGAAGCCGAGUUCGUGUCACUUGACUGGAGAUGAUUUUUUAGAAGUUACUGGUAAACAAAUAACUCAAUCUGCCAAGUUGACAAGACUAAAUAGAGAUAGCCCGAGCCUGAGAAGUUACAAGAAAUCAGCUAAAAAUAUUUGUAGAAUAGAAAGGUAGCUAGCGUGUUUAUUUCUUAAUUCGUAUGCGUGACAUGAUGGUAUGGUGAAAAUUAUGAUGCCGAAAUUAAUAAAUUGAGUGAAGAUAGUAUAUAAAUAUCAAAUAACAUAAUGAGAUUGCAGAUGGUGAAUAAUAAGGACUCAUUUGUUGGAAAUUUGCAUGUACUUGUUAAUUAAAAUUUAAAUAUUUAAUCAGUGUUAUUAAAUAACUUUGAAAUAAUAAUUACACGUGUUAAAUUAUUCAAGUUUAUAAU